Messenger RNA from Girardinichthys multiradiatus, 1601 nucleotides. Its product is annotated as dynein regulatory complex subunit 4-like. Gene Ontology annotation, molecular function: small GTPase binding; microtubule binding. Bases 47 to 1480 code for a protein of 477 amino acids. Gene Ontology annotation, cellular component: motile cilium; Golgi apparatus; microtubule. The transcript is spliced from 11 exons. The record is from RefSeq and is a predicted model, not a curated record. Gene Ontology annotation, biological process: flagellated sperm motility. NCBI's taxonomy places the organism in Eukaryota, Metazoa, Chordata, Actinopteri, Cyprinodontiformes, Goodeidae.
CUCUGCAGAGUUUCGGUGCAGCUGUGAAGCCGCUCAGUGAACAAAGAUGCCGCAGAACAGAAACAGGAAGGCCGGGAAGAAGAAGCCCUCCACGGUGGUCGACGCCAUGUCCACGGAGGAGAUGUCCAAGGAUCAGCUGGAGGAGCACAUCGUUCGCCUCCGAGAGGAGCUGGACCGGGAGCGGGAGGAGAGGAGCUACUUCCAACUGGAGAGAGAUAAGAUCCAUGCCUGCUGGGAGAUCUGCAAAAGGAAACUGGAGGAGAUGGAGGCUGAUCUGAGGAACAACAUCCAGGAGAAGGAUGAAGCUGAGGAGCGCCACCGGGUGGAGAUAACUGUCUACAAGCAGAAGCUAAAGCACGUCCUGUCUGAGCAGCACAACACCGCCUUUGAGGUGCGGAUGGAUGCAGUCUCCUCAUCCUCGCUGCUCCAGAACCGGAACAUGGAGUCUGAGCUGAGACUGCGCAGAGACGUCGAGGACCUGCAGGCAGACAGAAGGGAGAAAAGGCUCCAGGAGCACAGCUCCAUAAAACAGCUGAAGCUGAAACACCAGGCAGAGCUGAUGAAGCUCAACAACGAGUACGAGUGUAGGAUGCAAGAGACUGAGAUAAAGUACUACCAGAAGAUACGGUCUCUGAUGGACACAGAGGAGAAGAAGCGGAAGUCGGCGAUCACUGAGGUGGAGGAGCAGAUGAAGAGUCGUGUGGCUUCUCUGAUGGAGGAACAUGACAGAGCUCUGCGGAAAGGAGAAGAGUAUUUCUCUCAAAUUCAAGAGAAACAGCAGGAUGAGCUGAACAACUUGAAGGAGGAGAUGAAGAAGCUGCAGAAGGAGGAGGUGCAGCGGAAUAAAGAUUUCUCCGCAGCUCAACAGGAGAACCACCGUCUGAAGGAGACAUUGCAGGAGGUCCAACGGAAGCUACCUGAGCUGCAUGGACAGCUGCAGGAACACAAGCACUCCAAAGAGUCGACAGAGAAGUACCGAGCUCAGCAGAAGGUGGUUGAAAAGGAGCUCAGAGAUCUGACAGUGGAGCAUGAGCUGCUCUUGCAGGCCUUCCAGAAGGUCCAAGAGGAGCGUGACGAGUUGCUGAAGAGACAGACGGAGAGCAUCCUGGACAUCCAGCAGAGGAGCGGCCUGAAGAAGAUUCUGCUGCAGAAGAAGCUGGCUGCAGUGACAGAAACUCUGGAGAAGAAGGAGGCGCAGCUCAGCACAGCACUGUCGGUCUGCAGCAUCGAGCCGACGGCACGCAGCAACGCCGUCAGCAAGCUGGAGGAAAUCCUGGAGUCCAAACGGAUCUCCAUGGAUGCUCUGCAGCAGGACCUGGAUCUGGAGACUCAGGAGUACAAGCAGCUGCUGCACAGCUGGAAGGAGCAGCUGAAGGUUUCUGGAGGCUCACUGCAAGACUUUCCUUUCAGACCCGCUGAGAAGAUCCUGAAGGACGUGGGAUCGGACCAGAGGGUGAAGCCAAGUGCUCCUGUUCACUGAGGACAGCUGUGCUAGUCUAUAACAGAUUUGAUUUAAUGAAAUUAUUUUUUUUAAUCUUCUGAAGUCAGCUAAUGAACUCUGAUUAUUCCAGAACCAGGAACCAAUAAACCAAUGGUUGUCA